Rubroshorea leprosula is the source of this 2470-nucleotide messenger RNA. The record is from the annotation of a GenBank genome assembly. Lineage: Eukaryota; Viridiplantae; Streptophyta; Magnoliopsida; Malvales; Dipterocarpaceae.
CGUACUAUCUCACUCUCUCCUCUGCCCUCCCUCCAUCCCCGUUGUUUCCCUUUCUUUCUCUCUCUCUCUCUCUCUGUUUUUCUCUUUUGAGAUCCUCCUAAACAAUACCCAACACCCUGAAAAGUGUUUGAUGAAGAAAACAACACCUCUAAGGUUCGACUUUCCAAGUUUUUUGAGUACCCAUUUGGAGGUAGGCCUUGUUUUUUCCUUUCUCAGCUAAAAGUUUCCAGCUUUUUUUCCCGAGAAAAUAUUCAGGGAUGGAAACGUCAACUGCAUUGCUGCUUUUAGCAGCGGUGACGGCUUACCUACUUUGGUUCACCUUCAUCUCACGGUCGUUAAAGGGUCCACGUGUUUGGCCACUAUUGGGCAGUCUUCCGGGCUUGAUCGAGAAUUGCGACCGCAUGCAUGACUGGAUCGCCGAUAACCUCCGCGCGUGCGGCGGCACCUACCAGACCUGCAUCUGCGCGGUGCCGUUUCUUGCCAAGAAGCAGGGUCUCGUGACUGUCACGUGCGACCCGAAGAACCUAGAGCACAUACUCAAGACCCGAUUCGAUAAUUACCCUAAGGGACCCACCUGGCAGGCCGUGUUUCAUGAUCUGCUUGGUCAAGGGAUCUUCAACUCUGAUGGUGACACGUGGCUGUUUCAGAGAAAGACUGCCGCACUGGAAUUCACCACCAGGACCCUCCGCCAAGCCAUGGCUCGAUGGGUGAGCCGGUCCAUCAAGCUCAGGUUCUGCCCCAUUCUUGAGUCGGCUCAGCUCAAUGGAGAAGCCGUUGAUCUGCAAGACUUAUUGCUUCGGCUAACAUUUGAUAACAUUUGCGGCUUGGCUUUCGGGAAGGACCCACAAACCUGUGCGCCGGGGUUGCCGGAAAAUGGCUUUGCUUCGGCUUUUGACAGGGCGACGGAAGCGUCGCUCCAGCGGUUUAUUUUGCCGGAGAUUUUGUGGAAGCUGAAGAAAUGGCUGCGGCUUGGCAUGGAAGUCAGCUUGAGCCGAAGUCUAUCCCAGCUGGAUGAGUAUUUAUCCGAUGUGAUCGAUGCACGUAAGCAGGAGUUGCUGAGUCAGCAAAAGAGUGGGAACCCACAUGAUGACUUGGUGUCGAGAUUUAUGAAGAAAAAAGAAUCCUACACGGAUGCAUUUCUCCAACACGUGGCACUCAAUUUCAUCCUAGCUGGACGUGACACGUCAUCCGUCGCUCUCAGCUGGUUUUUCUGGUUGAUCACCCAACACCCAUCAGUGGAAGUGAAAAUCCUGCGAGAAAUCUGUACCGUUCUGAUGGAGACACGUGGACGCGACACGUCAACCUGGGUUGACGAGCCGCUAGCGUUCGAGGAAGCUGACCGGCUCCUUUACCUCAAAGCGGCAUUGUCUGAAACCCUAAGGCUGUACCCUUCAGUUCCUGAGGACUCCAAGCACGUCGUCGCCGACGAUGUCUUACCCGACGGCACAUUCGUUCCUGCAGGAUCAUCAAUCACGUAUUCUAUUUACUCAGUCGGGAGAAUGAAGACCACAUGGGGCGAUGAUUGCAUGGAGUUCCGUCCUGAGAGGUGGUUAUCGGCGGACGGAAAGAAAUUCAUAAUGCACGAUUCUUACAAAUUUGUAGCGUUUAACGCCGGACCCAGGAUUUGUCUGGGGAAAGACUUGGCGUAUUUGCAGAUGAAGUCGGUGGCAGCGGCGGUGCUGCUGAAGCACAAGCUAAAUUUGGCCACGGGACACAAGGUGGAGCAGAAAAUGUCGCUAACAUUGUUUAUGAAAUACGGACUCAAGGUGAACAUUCAAAGCAGAGAUCUAGAAGGAAUUGUGGCCAAGAUUAAGGAGGAGGAAGGGUUGCAGCAGGGUGAGGUUAACAGCGAACUUUGACGGAGAGGGAAAGAAUGUUGCGGUUGGUUUGAGGUAGAUUCAAGGGAUUGUUUGGGUGUGAAUAUUUUCAGGGCACGUGAGAGGCUCGUGCAGGAGACCAUGGAAAUUAUGAUACACAGAAUAUGCCUUCAUCAUAGUAGUAGAUAAAACAGAGGUAUUUUUACAUUAUUAUUCCUUUUACCUUUUCUUGUAGGAAACCUCUGCGAAAAUUGUUUUUCUAUAAAAUUCUUUAUCCUUUUGCUUGUUUUAUGUCUAACCUUUAAUUCUAUUAUAUUAAAUUUGUUAUUACUAAAUAUUUUGAUCUAGUCCAAGUGCCAUGCUACAAUAGGGCACAUAAAUUUCAAUUCAAUUGAAAUGGAAUGUCUUUCUCUUUGAUGUUUAGAAAUAAUAAUAAUAAGAAAAUUUCUUGAAUUUUUAGUUUUCAAGACUGAUGGAGUCAUGGACCAGGGUGUGGGCAUUGGCCAUUGAGAAUUUCCUUUUGUUAAAAAAGUCUAUUGCGUGCAUAGCUCGCCAAGUUAAUCAAUAGACUAAUCUUUUCCUGCUUGAUUAGGCAUUGAUUUUAAUAUUCAUAGCUAAAGUGAGAUGAUGUAUAAUAAAUUCUUAUUAUGGAA